Messenger RNA from Lethenteron reissneri (Far Eastern brook lamprey), 4358 nucleotides. RefSeq names its product magnesium transporter MRS2 (gene MRS2). Gene Ontology annotation, cellular component: mitochondrial inner membrane. Gene Ontology annotation, biological process: mitochondrial magnesium ion transmembrane transport. Gene Ontology annotation, molecular function: magnesium ion transmembrane transporter activity. Lineage: Eukaryota; Metazoa; Chordata; Hyperoartia; Petromyzontiformes; Petromyzontidae. The record is from RefSeq and is a predicted model, not a curated record.
GUUAGCCCGCACGUGGUUCCGCGCGGCUCGAGGUGCUCGUGGGUCAAAUGCGAGGACGACUCCUGCAGCAGCCAAAUUGUCGCUUAAUUAACUCAGCCGAUAGCAGGGAAGUUAUAAACUACACACACACCGGACAGAGUUACCGUCUCACUCGCCCCCGUGACAGACGAACCAGACCGAGCCUUGAACGCGGCUCGAGUCGGCAGUGCUGAGAUGUGUGUUUGCUUAACACGUCGUGGAUUUAACAAUGUUGUGGAUUUGCUCUCCAACACAUGUGCUGUACAUAGACACGUGUGUGGAUAUCGCAUGCUGCAAUUAAACGUGUGCGCGCUUGCCUUCGACGCGUUAGCAGCUAACGCAGCCGGGCCGUCAAGUGCAGUCGAAGAACUUUCAAGUGCGUGGCCGCUGGUAGUGGCGUACUAAUAAUUAUAAUCAUUAAUCCUGCAACGAUAGUGCUACGGCUACAGUGUUAUUGCAUAGAGACCGCAGGGAUAUAUAUCCAGUGAUGGUGCAUCUCACUUGCAGGGGCGGAACAGAUGACCACCACCAACAUCAUCGUGAGUGAUCGUCACCGUGACCCAUGACUGCUGCUGUUGCCAUGCGCCGGGUCUCCACAGAUUGCACCGCUGCAGCCUUCGAUUCGGCGAGAGCCGUCAUAUUGUUGGCAAUGACGCCGUGAAGCUGGAGGGGGGCGUCAUCUUAACUCGAAAGGGAAAUUGGUGGAAGACGCUAGACGGACUGAUGAACCCAUUGACCCGGCACGGCUGCUGCACAUGAUAUAGUGUGAAACAUAAUACCAUACCUGUCAACCCCAUAUCAGUGCCUACCUUAUUACACACAAAUUGAAACCUCAUUGGUCACCCAGUGCCCCUUAUACAUCUGAACGUUCACCCCGUCACAAGGGAGAAAUACAACUAGAAUUUUUUUUGCCCGUAUUGGAACGGCUGUAUGUCGUAUGGACCCUGAAAACUCAAUUUCCCUGUUACAAGAAUACGGGGUAAACCGUAAUGCGUUUAACAAGAGCUGCAAAGGUGCAAUACGCAAUGACGGUGUGAACUUCGAUGUCCAGAUAGAAAAAUUGCACGACCUUUAUUGAACCCGAUAAGAGCCGUGUGGUUAUACAAACAAUCGAAUAGUUUGGCAAGAAUAAUAAUCAACAUUAGGCACUUUUCGUGGUGAAAUCAACAAUGCAAUCAAACUGAUGAUGAUUUCAUCAGUUGGAUUACAUAUACAUUGAAAACUAAUUUCUUUAGGACUGCUUUUUGUGUUAAGUUUGUUGUCCUUCCCCCCGCACCUCCGGUUGGCUACUUACGGUGCAAAAUAAGUUCAACAUACAAACUCAUAAACAUUGCAUCAACAACAGCAGAAAUAUCUUAAUCAGCGUCCUCACCAUCAGCAGCAGCAUUAAUGUUAUCAACUUAUUGAAGCCAUUUCAUUAACAUUGCCAUCAACAGCAUCCACAUAAACUUUUUCAAGUGAGAUAAUCAGCAUCACCACCGUCAGCAGCAGGAGCAGCACAGACAUUGACGGCCAGAGUUGAGAGCGACCGGCAAGAACUCCGCCGCGAUGUGGCCGUGUCACCAGCUCCCGUCAAGAAGAGUGGUCGUCACUCUCGUGUGGGGGGCCGUGGUGACCCGAGCCGGGCCCUCCACGACUCCGCUUCGUACCGCCUGCUCCGUGUGCCCCCCCUGCGUGCGGGCGCGGGGGGGUCUCCGCCCUGCACCACUGCCACCGUCCCCCCCUCGGCCCGGCAGCCGGUGGAGACCCCGGCUGCUGCUAACGUCGCCGCCGCUGUGGGGCGACAGCGCAGUGGGCAUGGGUAGACACUUCUCUUCUGAUCCCUCACAGGCAGCCCUUGCCAGUGUCAUCCCUGUGUUUAGCGUGAUGAAGUUCGACAAGACCGGCCUGGUGUGUUGUUUCGAGCGCCGCAAGACGGAGCUCUACACGGAGCUGGGCCUCCAGGCGCGAGACCUGCGCUUUCAGCCUCCCGUUGGCAUCUUCACCCGCAACAACCGCAUCAUCCUGCACAUGGAGCAGCUGAAGGCCGUGGUGAGCACCGACAGCCUGCUGGUGCUCGACUACCGUCACCCGAGCCUCGAGUCGUGGCUGCAGGCGGAGCUGGGCCCCCAGCUGGCGGGGGAGGGGCAGCUCGCCUCCUACUCGCUGCCCUUCGAGUUCUGGGCCCUCGAGGCCAUCCUGCAGCACCAGCUGAGCGAGCUGCAGAGCCGCCUCGGCGACCUGGAGUCGGCCAUCAUGGCCAUCCUGGAUGCCCUCGUUGACCCCAAACUCCUGUCCAUCGACCGCGGGAAACUCCACCUCCUCCUUCAGAGCAGCAAGAGCCUGUCGGAGCUGGAGACGGACGUGCGUGUGCUCAAGGACGUUCUGCUGAAGAUCCUGGACGACGAGGAGCUCAUGGAGGAGCUGUGCCUCAGCAAGUGGAGCAACCCACGAGCGUACGAGGCGAGCAGCGUGGGCAUGGACCACGCGGACGAGAUGGAGCUGCUGCUCGAGGUGUUCCUGCAUGAGGCCGACGCACUCUUCAAUGCCGUGCGCGAGCUCAAGGGGCUCAUCGACGACUCGGAGAGCGUCAUCUUCCUCAACCUCGACAGCCACCGUAACGUGAUGAUGCGGCUCAAUCUGCAGCUCACCAUGGGCACCUUCUCCCUGUCACUGUUUGGGCUGAUUGGCGUUGCCUUUGGCAUGAAUCUCAACUCGUCGCUCGAGGAGGACCCACGUGUGUUCUGGCUGGUCACGGGGCUCAUGCUGCUGGGGAGCGGUCUCAUGUGGAGGCGACUUCUCUCCUUCCUGGGGCGACACCUGGACCCCUCGUCUCCCCCGGUCGUGCCGUCGUUUGUGCGUCGCACGCAAAGCAAGUCUGCAGCUGCCGCCUCCUCCUCGCCAUCCCAGGCGCCCAGUAAGGCCACCCUGCCCCUGCUGCCCAGCCUGGCUGGCCAGAAGAACCCGCUGCUGCAGAGAUGAUGCUGACGUGAGGGCGCGCAGAUAAGCGAGGAGGACGGUGGGAAGCGCUGUCAUAGAGCCAUACUGAAUGCCGAUGACCCAGGGCCGUUGGGUACUCGGUCUCUGCUGGUGAUUGAAUGAACGAAUGCCCGUCAGGAAACGACGCUUUCUAUAUCUCGUAAAAAAAAAAUGAAGCCAACAAUUGUGAGAAACUGCGGAGGCAGUGGUGCACAGAUCACAAAACAUCCAAAUACCCUCGUCAAAAACACUGUGGCCUUAAAAUUAAAAAUAUAAAAUACGCGUUCAUUUGGGGGCAUUUUAUCAGGACUUUCUCCACAGCACAAAAAUGUGGUCAUUAUUUCCGUUUCGUGCUUUUCAUUUAACCAGUGAAGAGGGUUGUUGUUUUAUUAGUUAACCUCGUGUAUUGGUUUUCUUGGUGUGGUGGUUGGUGGCGAGUGUUUGGACACACUGAGCUGCUCCUGUCCCAGUGUCCGUGGUUGUCAUUGUCACGACCGGAGACUCGUCUGCUGUGGAUGAUGCUCUCAUUUAUCCAGGAUCUCGUUGGCCUCUCACGGCCUUGCUUGAACCUGACAACUGAACCCGUCGGUCGCUUACAGUGCCGGGGUUGGUGGGGCACGUCAGCACCGCGGCGACUCGAACUCGAGGUCGAACUUUGGACCGUGCGGAGUGAAAUGGUUGCGUGGCGGCCGUGGUGGGAAUUGAACAACGCCUCCGUGCUACCACUUUCCUUUGUUCCUCUUUCAGGCAUGGAGCCGGUACAUUCACAAAAUUCAAUCAGCUAUUGAAAAGGAAGAGGUCUCAUUAGGUAUCAUUGAGGUGUCUAUAAAUGGUUCACCCUGUAUAUGUACGUAGUUUACAUGUAAACAAUGUUGUACUGUAUAGGUAAUAUGUGGGCAUCAUAAGUCACGUCAAAGUGUUUCACUGUUCAUGAUUGGCCCUGAGCCAAUCGUGAACAGUGCUAUGGCAAGGGCCACUUUCUACACAGGACAACGCACUGUGCAUUUUUGACAAAGUGAUAAUUUUAUCGAUCAAGGUGGGAAGAUGGACUGCACUGAACCUCAACCGGGAUGUGAUCUCGCGACCUUCCAAGAUGAGUGCUGCGACACGCUCGCCGUGCGACUACAUUACCUGUGGUGUCGCGGUGUCUCCCCGCUCAAACGAGCAGUGGCUGGUGGUGCUCCUCUCCCUUGGUGGCCACAAACCAGUGGUGGAAAUUCCACAUUCCCAUGCUGGAGGGACAGCCUAUUCAUAGGGCGAUCACUUUUGACUUCUUACGAAGUGCUGCCUACGUGUGUGUGCGUGUACCGAUGUUUGUUUCUUCAUUUGUAUGUAACAUGCAAUUCUUAAAAGCAAUAAAGGCAAUAUUUAUGUAUAAUUAA